GUUGAGCACAGCAGCGGUUUCGUAUCUUGCAGUAGCAGCAGCAUCACUAUUACCCCAUAACCUGCAAAUGCCUACCUAUAUAGAAGUAGAAGUACUCGUCUACUGCGCCGCUCCGUUGCGGGUACGUCCAAUACCUCGGGAAGAACUGAUCUCACGCAAACAGCGGAGCCCUCCCUCUACCGACUCCAACUUCAGCUUCGGGUGGCCGGCAACCUAACCCCCUUCGAUCGACCCCCACCAGAUACAUCUUCAUCUUCACCUCCCCUCCAGCUAUGAAGUUACCUAAGGUAUGUAGAUUAGGUACGCAGAUCCGGGGGGGCCAAUCUUAACCACCGUUGCUCAGAGAUGAAACUAGGUACCUAGACGUGGGAGUGGAAGUGAUAGUACGAGGGACCUAAUAAUAAUUUGACAGGUAUUACUUAUAGGAUUCGCUUCCUGGCUAUAGUGGGAUGGGAUGGACUACAGCUCGCCCGUGGAGAUAGAUGUCUCUGUUCGAUCUUCACGAAACAUUCGCCAAAGGCCAGGUCGAUCCCCAGAUUUUCUAAUGACCCUAGCUCGUAUCCUCAGACGCGGUAAUAUAUGUGUUGCUCAUCGAGGUUUUCUCUAAGUGGGGAGACGACAUGACGAGGUGGCGCAUCGUUGGCGGUAAUGUGUACGGAUUACUUUUGACAUGCAUCUGGAAUCCGACUUCGUCUAAAGUCCCAUCUACUUCGUACUAUAUUAUUACCCUGUAUUAUUACUACAUAUUAGUUGGACUUGCCCCCACCAUAGGAUGACUUCUUCAAUUGGCGAAUAUAUGCAUGUAGCAGUCAGUCAUUAUCGACUACCUACAUGACCUUAAGUUCCAAUGGUAGGAUCCGUAGCGCCGAAUGAUGUUACUCUAGGCGCUCUUGCUCUCUUGCUUGCUAUCACUCUCACUACCUAAACAU
Daldinia loculata is the source of this 929-nucleotide messenger RNA. RefSeq lists its product as uncharacterized. The record is from RefSeq and is a predicted model, not a curated record. The annotation marks the transcript as partial. Lineage: Eukaryota; Fungi; Ascomycota; Sordariomycetes; Xylariales; Hypoxylaceae. The transcript has a single exon.